This is a messenger RNA of Malus domestica (apple), 2405 nucleotides long. Its product is annotated as sucrose synthase 2-like. NCBI's taxonomy places the organism in Eukaryota, Viridiplantae, Streptophyta, Magnoliopsida, Rosales, Rosaceae. The record is from RefSeq and is a predicted model, not a curated record. Gene Ontology annotation, molecular function: sucrose synthase activity. Gene Ontology annotation, biological process: sucrose metabolic process.
UGCCGAGUCUUUCAACUUACUUAUCUGGAGAACUAGACAGUUUUUAUUUGUUCUUUCAAUUCAAUUAUACAUUACUGCAGUCUUAAAAUGAAAUCAUUGUCCUAGGUGCAACGAUAAGUAUGUGCUUGAACUUGAUCUGGAGCCAUUUAAUGCAUCAUUCCCUCGACCAACCCGCUCGUCAUCAAUUGGAAAUGGGGUUCAAUUCCUUAACCGUCACUUAUCUUCAGUUAUGUUCCGUAACAAAGAAAGUUUGGAGCCUCUUCUCGAUUUUCUUCGUACACACAAACAUGAUGGACAUGCAAUGAUGCUAAACGAUCGGAUUCAGAGCAUACCCAGACUUCAGUCUGCUUUAGCAAAGGCAGAGGAAUAUCUUUCCAAGUUCCCGCCAACUACAUCAUAUUCUGAAUUUGAAUUUGACUUACAAGGAAUGGGAUUUGAGAGAGGGUGGGGUGACACAGCACAACGGGUGUCAGAGAUGGUGCAUCUUCUCUUGGAAAUUCUUCAGGCUCCAGAUCCCUCUACCCUGGAAAAUUUUCUUGGGAGGAUCCCUAUGGUGUUCAAUGUUGUCAUAGUGUCGCCACAUGGCUACUUUGGCCAAGCUAACGUCUUGGGUUUGCCUGACACUGGAGGGCAGGUUGUUUAUAUACUGGAUCAAGUGCGUGCCCUGGAGAGUGAGAUGCUUCUUAGAAUACAAAAUCAAGGAUUGGACGUUAUUCCAAAAAUUCUGAUUGUUACCCGACUAAUACCGGAUGCAAAAGGGACAACAUGCAACCAAAGAUUGGAAAGAGUAAGUGGUACAGAAUACACACAUAUCUUGCGGGUACCUUUCAGGACUGAGAAUGGGAUACUGCGGAAAUGGAUUUCAAGGUUUGAUGUGUGGCCUUACUUGGAGACCUUUGCAGAGGAUGCCUCGAAUGAAAUUGCCGCUGAGUUGCAAGGUGUUCCAGAUCUAGUCAUUGGAAACUAUAGUGAUGGAAAUCUUGUUGCAACUCUGUUAUCUUAUAAACUGGGAAUCACACAGUGCAAUAUUGCUCAUGCAUUGGAGAAAACAAAGUACCCAGAUUCUGAUAUAUUUUGGAAGAAGCAUGAGGAUAAGUACCAUUUUUCAAGUCAAUUCACAGCCGAUCUCAUUGCAAUGAACAAUGCAAAUUUCAUAAUCACCAGUACAUACCAAGAGAUUGCUGGAAGCAAAAAUAACGUUGGACAGUAUGAAAGCCACACUGCCUUCACUCUUCCUGGGCUGUAUCGAGUUGUUCAUGGAAUUGAUGUUUUUGAUCCCAAGUUCAAUAUCGUCUCCCCAGGAGCAGAUAUGUGUAUAUACUUUCCAUAUUCUGACAAGGAAAAAAGGCUUACUGCUCUACAUGGGUCAAUUGAAGAACUCUUGUAUGGUGCCGAGCAGAACGAUGAGCAUAUUGGGCUGUUAAGUGACAGAUCAAAGCCUAUUGUCUUUUCCAUGGCAAGACUUGAUAGAGUGAAAAAUUUAACUGGACUUGUUGAGUGCUAUGCUAAGAGCGCCAAGCUAAGAGAAAUGGUAAACCUUGUUGUGGUUGGUGGUUACAUGGAUGUCAAGAACUCUAGGGAUAGAGAAGAAACUGCAGAGAUUGAAAAGAUGCAUGACCUCAUUAAGAAAUACAACUUGAGUGGUCAGUUCCGAUGGAUAGCAGCACAGAUGAACCGUGCUCGUAAUGGUGAGCUCUACCGCUACAUUGCAGACACAAAAGGCGUCUUUGUGCAGCCUGCUUUCUAUGAAGCUUUUGGCCUCACCGUGGUGGAAGCCAUGACCUGUGGCCUUCCUACUUUUGCAACUUGUCAUGGUGGCCCUGCUGAGAUCAUUGAGCACGGUUCCUCUGGGUUCCAUGUUGAUCCGUAUAACCCUGAUCAAGUGGCUGAACUUCUGAUUGACUUCUUUGAUCGGUGCCAGAAGGAACCUGGCUACUGGGAAAAGAUAUCUCAAGCGGGACUUAAACGAAUUUAUGAAAGGUACACUUGGAAGAUAUAUUCAGAGAGGCUGCUCACAUUAGCUGGGGUUUAUGGCUUCUGGAAGCAUGUGUCUAAGCUUGAGAGGCGAGAGACAAGGCGAUAUCUGGAGAUGUUUUACAUUCUUAAGUACAGAAAUCUGGUGAAGUCCAUUCCGCUGGCCGUUGAAUAGCAGCAUUGAACUGUAAUAUGUGCCAAUGAAGCUGUCUGUCUGCUUGUUAUCGCUUUAGUAUGCAUUUGUUUCUGGUGUUGCCGAUCCUGUCUAACUGCUAUGGACAGGACCUUGUUAUUUCUUCUCGUUUGGUUUAAGAUGUUGUCAUUUCCCAUGGACCUUUGUAAUGUGUGGUAAAAGAAAUCCGAACGUCGUGCUCUACCUUUAAUAAGUUGAUAUUUUGGUACUGAAUCUCUGAGUUUAUGGACUUCUGAAA